GAAAAUCAAGCCGGACUGCUCUCAUUUUAACAGUCAAAAUGGAGGAAGGAGAAAAUUCAGCUGGCACUUCUGGUGGUUCAUAUAACAAACUGAUUUAUCAUGAUGACCUCAGCGGAGACGAGCAAACUCUCUACUCAAGCCAAGAAAAACAACAAGUGUCCAUGUCCAUGGUGAGACCUGGAUCCAGUUUGGAUCAUUACAAACUUCUCACAGUGAGCCUGGCCGUGCUCGCUGUCAUUCUACUAGUAGUUGACAUCGGCCUGGGAGUCUAUUAUGGUAAACUCACUGAUGGGCAGCACACAGUAAUGGACAUCGGCAGUGAGGUGUCCAAACUGCAGGCUACUUACAACACUGCAGUCCAAAAAAGGGAUGAAGUCAAGAAUGAGUUGGCAAGUGAGAUCCGUGAGCAGCAAGUUACCAAAUGGGAGAUUGAACACCAGAAUAAAAGAAGCAAAGACUACAAAAAGAAGAGUGAUGCCCUUCAAAUGGAAAUUGCAGCAAUAAAAUCACAUAUCCCAAUGAUGAAGGAGGGCUGCAGACACUGUCUACCAGGAUGGAUUUUCAUGGAGUCACUGUGUUACUACUUCCCUUUCUCUGAUGCUAUUUCGCGCAGAGGAUGGCAGGAAGCCAGAGAGUUCUGCAUGAAACAAGGAGGUGACUUGGCAGUCGUAGACAGCCGAGAGAAACAUCUGGCAAUAAGUCAGUUGAUAAAUAGCUUUCAAGUCUCCAUAAGAUCCAUAAGCCAGAGUGGAUACUGGAUCGGACUGAGAGAUGUGGAGGAGGAAGGGACUUGGAAAUGGCACGAUGGAACAAGACUGACUGAGGGGUACUGGAAUGAUGGAGAGCCAAAUGACCAGGGUGGUGAGGACUGUGCAGCUACAUAUCCCAGAAACAAUCCCUUCAAGGCCUGGAAUGAUGCUCCAUGCACUCAUGGACUGAAAUGGAUUUGCCAAAUGCCACCAACCUUCGCGAGUUAAAGUGAUUUUUUAAAAUCACAUUUAGUGUUCAAUUUAUUGUUUGAAUGAAUACUUAACUAUGUCAUAUUUUUCUAAAUCUUUUUAUUGUCAUGUCAAUGUGUGGAGACUACAAAAAUGACAAGGAAGGUUAAAAUACAAAAAAUACAUCUGAUUUCUGAAAUGAUCUAUAAAAUGUAAGCUUUACUAUGUACAUAAAUGUAUAACUAC
Centropristis striata (black sea bass) is the source of this 1184-nucleotide messenger RNA. RefSeq names its product CD209 antigen-like. Bases 39 to 977 code for a protein of 312 amino acids. Lineage: Eukaryota; Metazoa; Chordata; Actinopteri; Perciformes; Serranidae. The transcript is spliced from 6 exons. The record is from RefSeq and is a predicted model, not a curated record.